This is a messenger RNA of Mus caroli (Ryukyu mouse), 1385 nucleotides long. It is a transcript of the gene Polr1g, whose product is annotated as RNA polymerase I subunit G. Lineage: Eukaryota; Metazoa; Chordata; Mammalia; Rodentia; Muridae. The record is from RefSeq and is a predicted model, not a curated record. Gene Ontology annotation, biological process: transcription by RNA polymerase I. Gene Ontology annotation, molecular function: RNA binding. Gene Ontology annotation, cellular component: RNA polymerase I complex.
AUUUAAGAGUGGAGGUUAUCCGGGUUCUGCAAAUAGUGACAGCGCUGAGCCAUGGCCCGGCUCUUCUACAGGACUUGGAUGCUUCCGGGUGCGGCUCCACCCCUUGGAUCCACGUGGUGGGCAGCGUUCCGCGCAGGUCCUGCGUGGGCACUUCCAGAGUUGGAAUGGCGGGUACCGGGACCUGCGGUGCCACUCGGUUCUCCUGCCCUCCCCACUUCACGGAGAUGUCUCCAGACUCGGAUCCCGCCCGUUUCUCCUUGGAGGCGCUUACAGGUCCAGAUACAGAACUGUGGCUUAUCCGAGCCCCUGCAGACUUCGCCCCACAAUGUCUCAAUGGGCGGCGUGUACCUCUUUCUGGUUCCAAGACUGUUAAGGGCAAACUGGAUGGCAAGAAGCACCGAUACCGGGUAUUUACCAGCAGUCCCCAGGCCGGAGAAGCCACCUUGCUCGCGUCUUCAUCGGAGGCAAGUGGCAGACUCACCUGCGCCCCGGCCCCCAGUGGGAGCUUAAGGAUCAUGGAGGGUCCUCAAGAAUAUCUUAUCUCUCGGGUCCCCCUGCAGCUGAUCCCUGCAAGUCUGCCACCUCAGAUCCCUACGGGCCUGCGGCCUCGCUUCUCCGCCUUCGGAGGCAGCCCUCCAGUCACGGGGCCAGGUUCAGCCUCGGCUAAGAGGAAAAGUACGAGAAAGGGUGCAGAGGCCUCAGACACUCAGGAGGCUGUGAACAGGCACGGGGCCAUGGAAGUGAAAACAGCCUUGGGUAACCUAGGAGUGGGUGUGAAGAAGAGAAAGAGGUAUUACAUGCAGGAGAUGGAGGCCAAGACAAUGGAGCCCGUGGCAGAGCUGGCAGAGUUGCCAGUCCCAUCUGCCACCAGCAGCAAGAAGAGGAAGAAGUCCAAGGGGACAGAGACAUCCCAGAUGGAGCAUACAGAACCUGUGGCUCAAACAGAGCCUCCUGAGGGGACCUUCCUGUCCCUCACCAAAAAGAGAAAGAGGCAGAAGGAAGCUGAAGGGACAGAGGAAGUGGACGGUACCGUGGCUGACUCUCAGCCACAGGUCAUUGUGGAAGCCCAGGAGGAAAUCAUCCUACUGUCCCCCACAAAGAAGAGGAAAAAGGAAAAGAGACAAAAUUUGGGGAUGGAGGCAGAGAUGGGGCCCCCUGGAGUACUCAUGGUGACCGAACAUUCAGAACUUGAUCUUCAGGCUGAAGUAGCUCUUGUGUCCCCCAAGAAGACAAAGAAGAAAAAGGGAAAGUGGCUGGGCGAGACAGAGGCUGCACUUCUAGAUGACUUUGAGCCCCAGGGGGCUCUAGCACCCAGCAAGAAAAAAGAGAGAGGCGCACGCCUUUGAUCUCAACACUGGGCUGGCAGAGGCAGGCAGAUUUCUGAG